This is a messenger RNA of Symbiodinium necroappetens, 1023 nucleotides long. The record is from the annotation of a GenBank genome assembly. NCBI's taxonomy places the organism in Eukaryota, Dinophyceae, Suessiales, Symbiodiniaceae.
GAAGGAGUGUGGCUGUUCACCGGUGGCAACCCGGCGGAGGCCCCGCUGUUCCAGCGUUGCUCCCAGGGCCAGGCCAGGUAUGUCUCCCCAGAGGGGAGGCUUGUGAUGGGCAAUGCCUCCUACGGCGUGAGCUACGGCGAAGAUCUCCGCUGCUCCUGGGAGAUUUGGCCUUCGGGCCAGGAGGCGGAGGGCACGUUGCUCUUGAAGAUGAACGUCACGUCGCUGCGGUACGACGGGGACUACCUGGAGCUUAUCCGUUUGGACUUCACGGGCAGCGCCGUCUCCGGGUCGUCGAUGCUCGCCCGGGGGCCUGCCUUCCUCUCCUCAGAGGUAGACGGACCCGUUCGAGUCGAAUUCCGCUCAUUUAGAGAUGACAGACGCAGGGUGAGCCUGCUAGAUCUUGGAAUUUGGUCCGUGGAGUGGAGCUACAAGGCACCCGUUGUGACCACUACACCGUUUCGGUACGCAGCUCCAGCGCCGAGCAACCCUCCGAACGAGCUGCACACGGCACGGACGAUCGCGAUCGUCACAAUGUCCUUGGCCUGUGCCCUGCCAUUGGUCUAUGGUAUCUUCUGGCUACGGAAGCGUUUGCGCGCCGGCCUCCAGGAGCCCCCUUCCACACAGGUCCCUCCCGGUCUGGACUUGAAGGGACUGGAAGAUCUUCACCCGAGCUGCAAGCCGCAGGUGCUGGGUGCGUCGGUGGCUUCUCAGCUCGCUUGCAGUGUCUGCCUGAGCAACUUUCAGCCCGGCGACGUCUGCAGGAAGUUGCCGUGCAACCACUACUUCCACCAGGAGUGCAUCGACUGCUGGCUGAAGAAGGCCAAGAGUUGCCCCACCUGCCGUGGCGACCUCCUGGGCAUGCAGGAGAUCCGAAUGAGCGACCACGAUCCGGAAGCUGCCCUGCCCGAAGAUGGCAUGGAGACUACGGCGGCCCUCGAAGAACCCGAGCCUGUCCAGAGGACGGGCGAUGAUCAGGGGACGGAGCAGGUCUCGGAUGGCCCUGAAGUGAGGAUGGCCAUAUGA